AUGUUAUCAACGCAUUUGCUGGGUCACUGCGUGCUGUACGCAUGUCUUGGACAGCCUUGUCCUAACUUAUCAUCCGAUUUUAUCUCCUCGUUCAGGUCAUUUACAGUGAACGCCGACCAGAAUAGAAAGGUUAGAAACCUCUUACCUCCGAGUGAUUAUUUGAUUAUUUGCUUUUGUUUUCUGCUCAAUUUGCACAUUUCUGACACUGCUUUGAGCAUCAUGUCUACCACAAAGAACUCGUUCUUUUCACACUUCUUUCCUUUGGCCAAACAGGACCAAAGAAGUCAAGAGGUAGCCCCAAUUACUCACAACCAAGAUCUGACAUCAUCGUCAUUAUCGUCCACUAUGGAUAAGCUCAAUACGGGUACUAGUCAAACGGUGAAUGAACGCGGGCCCAACUGGGGCAAUCGAGAUCAUCUACUGCGGCUCGCAUUCGUCUUCGACACCAACAACUAUUGAUCACUCACUCCAUCCGCUUUACCAGAUUUGAAGCGGACACUUAUUUUUCGACUAUCUUAUGGGUAUUUAUCAAUGCUUCAAAAAAAAAGCAAUGAGAAUGAAGAUUGUCUACACAAC
This is a messenger RNA of Cylicocyclus nassatus, 576 nucleotides long. The record is from the annotation of a GenBank genome assembly. Lineage: Eukaryota; Metazoa; Nematoda; Chromadorea; Rhabditida; Strongylidae.